CGCAUGUAAUAAUUCACCAAUCAGUAGUGAAGAAUUCUCUCUCUCACACACACACACACACACACACACACACACACACACACACACACACACACACACACACUUGUCAAAAGUUUAUGGUCACAGCUGUUUAUCAGUCCAGAAGUUGCACCAUCAUGUUGCGCUGUUUCGUUCUCCUGCUGUUUUUGGGGUUCUCGUCCCCUUUUCCUACCAUAACGCUUCUGAAGGGCUCGCAGUUCAAGUUGCAAUGCCUUACUGAAUCUGACCUGCUGGCUCCGGAGUACUCGUGGAGCUUCAUACAUCAGCCGAACGGAAGCAAGGACGUGAAUAUCCCUUUUACUCCGCUCAAGGACACGGACGAAGCGCUGGAGCUGAACCCGGUGGACCUCCACCAUGCUGGAAUAUAUAAGUGUGUGGUUAGGGGAUUUUCUGAAACGGCAAUCGUGAAGACGAAGAGGACUUUCAGCAUCUCGGUUUUUGAGAGCCUACCGCUUAUAACAUGGCAGUUCCUUGAAGGGACUGAAGGAGAACCAGUGACGCUUCCGUGCCUCGUCCCCCCUGAAAGAGUCAACAGCUACAAAUUUAUCAAUGUCAAGUGGUUCAAGGUAAAGGAACUGGAACCUGGUUUUAAUGAACAGGAACUCAAACCUGUUGUAAGAAGCCAGAGCUCCAUUAAAGAGAAGGAGACACCAGGCACCAGGCGAUUUUACUGGGCGUCGGAUCUUACGAGACUGGACGGGUCCAUCAACAUCGACAGUCUGGAACCUGGCGAUGAAUCUCUGUACCGGUGUGACAUCAGUACGGGGUCAUACAAGGAAAAGCAGUUAAUAGAGCUCGUGGUACAACGUGCCCCGCCCCCUCGCUGUUUAAACCACUCACACCCUUGGGAGGCGUGUCCUGAUCCAGACAGCAAGUCGUGGGAAGCGAUCCUGCGCGAGUCUCUGACUGAGUUCUCUCUUAAUCUCUAUAAAAAUGUGAAUCUGAUGGAACCUGAAAGUAACCUGCUCUUCUCACCAAUCAGCAUCGCCGUGCUGCUCUCUCAACUGCUGCUGGGAACUCGCGGAGAGACGAGAACCGAAUUGGAGGAAGGUCUUUCCCUGCCCCCUGGUUUCACCUGCAUUCACUCUGAAAUGAAGAGGCUGAGCAGCAAGACGAAGGAGUCGCUCCUCAUCGCCAAUCAGAUGUUCUUCAACCCAGAGCUCAAACUCCACGAAGCAUUCAUCAGCCAAUCAAAGGAGUUCUACGACUCUGUGCCAAAAAAGCUGACCAAUGACAGCGCGGCGAACGUGAAGCUGGUCAACAGCUGGGUGGCGAACUUCACCCAAAACAGAAUCCCGGAGCUGGUGGAUUCCGUCGACGAAUCCAUCGAGUUUAUUUUACUCAACGCUGUUUACUUCAUCGGUAAAUGGAAAGGAACGUUUGAAGUUAAAGAUGGAGAGUUUACGACGUUUUCAGGGGAGGUGCUGUCUGUCCCGAUUCUCUACAGCUUGAACUUCAAUCUGGUAACAGGUUACAUACAUGAACUCAAAGCCCAGGUGGGGAAAUUCCCUCUGACAGGGAAGAACAGUCUGUACGUCAUUCUGCCCUUCUCGGAGACUAAAAAAGGGCUGCAGGCCACGGAGGCAUUGCUGACCGAGGAUAACAUCAGACACAUGGUGAAGGAGAUGGCCUCCACCGUUCCAACGUUGUGUGAAGUGUCUCUGCCGAAAGUGAAGCUCCUGGUGACCACAGAUCUCCUCCUGCUCCUGAAGAAACUCAAGCUGUCGGGAUUGUUUAAUGACCCUAACCUGUGUGGAAUUUUUGAUCUGCAAAACGUCACGCCUGUGAGUGAUGCUCGUCAUCGUGCUUUCCUGUCCCUCACGGAGAAAGGAGUGGAAGCCGCGGCCACCAGCAGCAUCUCGUUUUCACGCUCCUUCAGCAAUUUCAACGCCUUGCGGCCGUUCGUCCUGAUGGUGUGGAACGAGGAGAUCAACAACCCUCUGUUCAUAGGGAGAGUUCUUCAUCCAGAGAAGAAAGAAUAAAGCAGAGGUCCGUGCCUUGAGAAUUAUUACACGGAAAAAGUACGACGUGUAGGUUCUGAGCAAACGUAAAUAAUUACCACGUGACCUACAGCAUCGUAACGUCACAUCAUAUACUACAGCAAUACAAUAAAUCCUAUCAACUAA
Messenger RNA from Ictalurus punctatus (channel catfish), 2165 nucleotides. It is a transcript of the gene serping1, whose product is annotated as serpin peptidase inhibitor, clade G (C1 inhibitor), member 1. Lineage: Eukaryota; Metazoa; Chordata; Actinopteri; Siluriformes; Ictaluridae. Gene Ontology annotation, molecular function: serine-type endopeptidase inhibitor activity. The transcript has 10 exons. The coding region runs from base 117 to 2021 and encodes 634 amino acids. Gene Ontology annotation, biological process: negative regulation of endopeptidase activity. The record is from RefSeq and is a predicted model, not a curated record.